UCAAUCCUCAAACUCUGAGAAUGGCCUAUCACUCCGACAGUUCGUCUUCCAUGGUUCGUCUGAAUAUCGUAAAAUGAUUUUGCCUUGUCAUUUUCUCACACACAAAUCUUUUUUGGGCUGAUUUUUAUGAGUGAUUCUGAAAAUUCUUCUCUAAAGGAGGGAGGAAGUUUUGCACAACACUGGAUACCCUCACACAACGUGAGCCGGACUCGAUGCUCGCUGCUAUGUUUAGUGGUCGUCACACUAUCUGCCAGGAGUCAGAGAAGGGACACAUAUUCGUUGACAGGGACGGAAAGCACUUUCGCCAUAUCCUUAAUUGGUUGAGGGAUGGUGUAAUUCCACCCCUGAAAGAUUCUGAAUAUGCUCAGCUUCUGCGGGAGGCGGAGUACUAUCAGCUCCUUGGUCUAGUAGAUGGAAUUAAAUGUGCCCUAAGUAAGAGGAAGGAGGAUGAGGAGUUGGGUACUGAAUUGACACGCAUUGACAUUAUCAAAUGCAUACAGUCUGACAGAGUCAGAUUUCGGGGAAUUAAUCUUUCUGGUCUUGAUCUUUCGAAGUUGGACUUGUCAUUUGUGGAUUUCAGCUAUGCAUGUCUGAAAACAGUGUUCUUCUCACGUGCCAAUCUUCAAUGUGCAAAAUUCAGGGAUGUCGAUGCCGAAGCUUCCAUUUUUCACAAUGCCACAUUGCGCGAAUGUGAAUUUACUGGAGCAAAUCUUCGUGGAGCUGUAUUAGCUGGUGCUAAUCUUCAAAGUGCAAAUUUACAAGAUGCUUGUCUAAUAGGCUGUAGCUUUUGUGGGGCGGAUCUUCGUUCUGCUCACCUACAGACAGCUGAUCUUACCAAUGCCAACCUCGAAGGAGCUAAUCUUGAAGGUGCAAAUCUGAAGGGUGCGAAGUUAACCAAUGCAAAUCUGAAGGGUGCAAACCUUCAAAGAGCUUAUCUUCGGCAUGUGAAUCUUCGUGAUACACAUUUGGAGGGGGCAAAGCUUGAUGGUGCCAAUUUACUGGGUGCAAUCAGGUGACACCACAGAUUUGUGCUCAUCCCAAACCUCUCCCAGAGCAACAUUAAAGAAGAGAUCUACAAAAAAGAAUUGUAUAGCAAUAGUAUCAAGCCUUACAUGUAUUGACCAACUAUUUUAGUUUAAUUUGGUUUCUAAAUCUCAAUUUAAUUAUCUGUAUGUGUGUAAACCCAAAUUGUUUCAAACCAUUCUGGCCUUGUAAGAAUGUUUAACUUUUCAAAUCUGAGA
Messenger RNA from Solanum verrucosum, 1241 nucleotides. RefSeq names its product FH protein interacting protein FIP2. The record is from RefSeq and is a predicted model, not a curated record. Gene Ontology annotation, biological process: protein homooligomerization. NCBI's taxonomy places the organism in Eukaryota, Viridiplantae, Streptophyta, Magnoliopsida, Solanales, Solanaceae. The transcript has 11 exons. Gene Ontology annotation, molecular function: protein binding. The coding region runs from base 213 to 1016 and encodes 267 amino acids.